Cynoglossus semilaevis (tongue sole) is the source of this 10675-nucleotide messenger RNA. It is a transcript of the gene prr12a, whose product is annotated as proline rich 12a. The record is from RefSeq and is a predicted model, not a curated record. NCBI's taxonomy places the organism in Eukaryota, Metazoa, Chordata, Actinopteri, Pleuronectiformes, Cynoglossidae. The coding region runs from base 1655 to 9517 and encodes 2620 amino acids. The transcript has 15 exons.
AAUAUUCUGAAAUUGAAAAAGCUUCAAAAAUGCUUGUUGCUUCCGCAAACAACAAUGGAAUACAAAAAUUGGUUAAAAAAAAAAACUACACUUAACCUUUAUUUUCAUGAAAUCAGGUUGGAAGUUCUGUCUUCAACUUCUGCAUUUUAAGUGCAUACGUUUAUAGUUUUGCUGGUCCUGUCCUCUCUUUUAACCUGAUUCAUUCUGUGGUUAUUAUAGACCACUACUAAAUGACCAGUGAGAAUCCUACCACUGAGCCAUCAUUUGCCCCAAAUAAACCAAAUUUCAUGCAAAUUUCUGUGUAUGGGGCCAAUUAUGUCAAAUUGAGAAGUCGUUUCUUUAUAGCAAAUACAUUCACACUGCCCUCUUCUGGCCGACAUUUAGAAUGACGCAUUACGGAAAAUGGGUGACACAUUUUGGGAAAUAUUUACUAUAUAAUACAAGCAUAAACAGAAUUAAAUCCUCACAAUUAAACUAUCAAAACAUUUACACAAUUGUAUACGUAAAUGUGUGUUUCAAGCAGGAAAUGACUGCAUUUAACACAUUCAGAUCCAAAUAUGUGAAAGAGACUGCGGAAGGCCUUUAUAUACCAUGCCAACAAUGUCUCAGCCGAUCACAGCGGACAUUUUCUUAUCAUUGUUCAUAUUCAAGGUAGCUUAAGGUUAAACAAUUGUUCUGAAAUGCGAUGUCAAUUUGAGAUACACCGCUUUGGUUGGGCAGAGUGAGCGUCGCUGCAUGGAGGUCACCGCAGACAUUUAACUAGCGUAAACGGUGAAACGGAGACGGAGGCGGGGAGAGGGCGAACAGUGGCCAGACGCCUUCAAACAUGGCGUCUCCGAAGCAAAAUGAGAAAAAAAUAUUAAAACGCGCGGCCUGAUUUCGCCUGUUUGGUAUACUCGGUUUUUUUUUCCUACGUCAUAUUCGAUUCGGUGCCGGCAGACUCGUUGUGAUUUAUACCUGAAUGUCAAUAAAAAAAACAAGUUAUUCAAGAAGCGAGGGUUUCUGGAGGAGAAAACAAGCCCUGUUUUGUUUUGAUGCGUCGUUGCUGACAGCUAGCAACAGCCGCCAGCACACACAGAAAAGAAGAUAAAUGGUUGGGAAAGAUUUGCAUGCAAAGAUAGGGGAUUUCAAAACAGCAGAUUUCUCAGCCUCGGUUGCAGGGAAUUAGUUGAUACCAACGUGGCUUGUUCAAGGCGACCAUCGCAGGUUUGUUAGCAGUGUAGCAAAAACUAGCCUAAAGAAAGGGGAGGAGAGACGGUGGAAAAUCAAAUGUUUUUCAGUAAUCUGUCCAUUAGUGGCCAAUUCGCCGCAUCUUCAUUAUGAGCGCGCCUGAUACGAGACGGAAUCUUAACUAGUGGAAAUGGUAAACGUUAAAGAUGCUACAUUAAGAGAAAGUCUGUUUUGGAGAUGGUUGGAUUAUAACCCCGUAGACCCCCCUCUCUUUUUUCAUCUAGCUUUCUCCUCCCCUCCAUUUCUCUUUCAAUAUGCUGUUUUCCACUCCUGAGGACUUGCACAUGAAACCGGGGAAAAUAGCCUAAAAGCGAGUACAGAGUAGAAUAGUAGAUCUUUUGUGCUCGACUUAUGUGAUCCGUUUUGUGAAGCUCUCGUUGGCUUUAUCCCUUCUCUCGUUGCAAACAUUGUUGUCAAGACAUCAAUGGAUAGAAAUUACCCGGGAACAGGAUUCGGGGAUUUAGGCGCAGGAGCAGGAUGGAGUUACGAGAGAUCGGCCAAAGCAAGCCUUGUAUAUGGGACUUCCAGAUCAUCCCACCCUGAGUCUGAGCUCCUUCACCGGCAAACUUAUGCCACCCCACACCCUCUGCAGGGCUAUGCCACCAAUCAUCACCCAGGGAGCUCUGGUCAAGGCGGAGCUUGGGGAGCAGCUGGACGGAGUUUGGGUUUGUCUGGGCUCUUUGAUACUGGCCUACACCACACAAGCCCAUCCACUCCUGAUGCCUCCGUCAUGAAUCUGAUUUCAGCCCUGGAAUCCCGGGGUCCCCAACCUCCACCCUCUGCCUCAUCCCUUCUUUCCCAGUUUCGCACACCAUCCUGGCAAACAGCAAUGCAUACACCUGGUCCUCCCGAACUUUUUAUCUCUGGGGCCCUUCCUGGCUCUGGUUCUUUUCCUUCCUCCUCAGCUCUCUCAGCUUAUCAGCACCCAGCAUCGUUCUCGAGCCGUUCCUUCCCUGCUGCUUCACUUUCCCUCCAGGAUACACCCACAUUCAGUCCCACAUCUAAUGGGCUGCUCUCCCCUCAUGACCCUCUGCUUCACAUCAAGGCCCCCUCCCAGUCUAGUCUGGGUUUUGAUAGACUUCUGUCGUCACAGGGUGCCGCUGCAGCUGCUUAUAGGGGCAACCAGGAUCCCACCGGAGCCCCUUCAGCCCAGGCGUCCUCUGCUCGACACUUGCAGUCCCACCAAUUCAAUCUGCUUUCGUCACAGCUUCAGGACCAGCCCUCUCAGCUAUACAAUGCAUCAGUGUUUUCCUCAGCCCAGUCCCAGGCUCAGCCCCAGUCCAGUUCAGCUCAGGAGCGAGCUGUGCCCCGACAGGACAGUGUUAUCAAGCAUUACCAGAGGCCCACACCAGCGCAGUCGCAGCUUGCAUCUUCUGCCGCCCACUCCCUUCAGCACUACCUUAGUUGUGGGGGGGCAGGAUACCAGCAAAUAACACCCCACCCCAGACAUGCAGGUCUUUCAUGCAGUCCACUUGGAGACCAGAGCCCUUCUUCUGACCUUAAGACGAACUCCCGCACUGAGCAGUAUCGCCCUAUCAUCCAGCCUCCUUAUUCGUCGUCCUCAUCCUCCACGUCUUCAUCUUCGGCAGGAAAGAGCACCAAGAGCAGUUCUAGCAGUGGCUAUUCUUCGGCAAGUUCGGCUUCGUCAAGAACCCCUCACACCCCCCCAUCUGCUUCAUCCACAUCCUCCUCUUCCUCUUCCUCUUCUGCCUCCUCUGGUGCUCAUCCUUCCAACUCUAUCCCUACCUCUAGCUCAAGUUCAGCCCCGUCUAGGCAACAGCCACCUCCUCAAACAGCACCCCCUCCCCAGACCCAACAGCAGCAGCAGCAGCCCCCUGCGACUUCAACUUCAGCACCGCAGUCCCUUCCCAAAUCUUGUCUCUCUGGCUACGGUUCUCCUGUGCCCCCAGGGAAAACACCGACUUCCGCUCUUGCUGGUCAGACCCCAACUCAGCAACAGACACAGUCAUAUUCCCCCAAUCACCCCCCUACUUCCCACUUGGCUCAGUCCUAUGGUGGCUUCAGUUCACCACAAGCCCAGGACUUAAGCUCAGGUGCUGCUGCGAAAGGAUAUGGGAGUUUAGGUGGACGAAGCCAGUCAUAUUCUACUGAUAUUUAUGGAACUGAUUCUGCUUAUAGCUCCCUUCCAUCUUCUCUUGGUGGAGCUGGAAGCCCAUCACUGGGUUAUGGAGCGCCAGGUCACUCUCCUGCCCUUUUAAGAUCAGCUGGUUCAUCUGGUAGUGGCGCAUCUGGUGGAGGAAGCAGCACCAGUGCAGGAAGUGGAAACUCUGGCUCAGGAGGAGGAGCAGGAAAUAGUAUGGCGAACGAAAGAGGUGGAGGAGGAAGCAGUGGAGCUGCUUAUCAUAUUCCAGAUUCUAGCCCAUCUCCAUCGGGCAGCACAGGAAUCAUUCGUCCAAGGUUGCACUCCCCUGUGCCUCCCUGUCCAACGCAAUCACCAGGAGGAACAGGGUCGAACAAAUAUAUUUCAUCAGUUCUUUCCCCUACCUUCUUAGCCUCCCCACAGGGUUACCCGGAUACCAGAGGUCCCAGCUCCCAACCUCAGCCCUACCAUUCCAACUCUUCUAAAGCAAAAGCAGACACGUCCAUGCUGGGAGUUGGCUCUCAAAGAUCCCAGGAUGAAGUUGAUGAUGAUGAUGAGUUUCUUAUUCAGCAUUUGUUGCAAGCCCAGGCGAGUCCCACUCCCCAAACGACUCAUCAACAUUCUCAACAGCCACUCCAACCCACCCCCCAACAAGCACAGCCUCAGCCCCAGUCAGUGGUCCCUACCACUGAUUCAGGAAAAGGACUCAGCUAUGACAUUGUAAAAACAAGUGAGGAGAGGUACCACCCCCAGAGUGUCAUACGUACCCACAGUGCCACAUCGGGUGGAGUAGGAAAUUCAGCGUCUGGAGGGUCCAUGUCGGGGUUGGAAAACCAGUUGGAGAUGUCACUGAAAAAACAACAACAGCAGCAGCAUCAGCAGCAACACCAACAUCAACAACAGCAGCAGCAGCAGCAACAACAGCAACGAAAUGAGAGGUCUGUUGGAAGCAGUAGGAGCAAUGGUGGCAGAAGCAGUGCUGAACAAGUGCACCCCCACCUCCAUCACCAUGACAACCUGGGCUCGGUAGUCCAUUAUGGGCGGGGCGAUCCAUUCACACCACACUCUCUGGCUCCGCAACACUCCUCCCACAGUCAGCAUGUGUCCUCUCACUCCCAGAUAACAUCUCAUACCCAAAUGGAGCUCCAGAAAAAGACACAAGAUCGUGCUGAAAUUCCGUAUCCUCAGAAAACACCAGAGGUCCAGGCACAGCAUUCCCAGUCUCAAGCUGCUGCUUCUCUGAUGGACUCGCCCAAUGACCAAUCCCGUCAGCCGCCGCACCUCCUGCAGUCGGUGUUGUCCCACACCGCCCGCAACAAACUGGAGCCUCAUCAACAACACCACAAAAUAGACUCUCAUCGGCAACACCAACAGCACCACAAGUUGGACUCCCACCAGCCUCUUCAACAACAUCCAAAAAUGGAUUCCCACUCUCAGCAUCAACAACAUCAGAAGAUGGACUCUCAUCAGCAUCAGCAGCACCACAAAAUUGAUCCCCAUUCGCAACAUCAGCAGCACCAUAAACUAGACUCUCACGCCCAACAACAGCAGCACUCUUUAAGCCAACAGCAAACAGUAAUGGAAAGUGCAAACGGCAGACUUGGUUCUACUAAGCAUCAGUCACAGUCUCAGUCUCAAACCACUCAGCUUCAGCUUCAACUUCAGUCCCAAGCUCUUGAAGUGGCUGCAGCCCACUAUAACCACGGACCGGCUCCUCAUCAGCACGAGCAAAGCCACAUUAAACAAAGCACAGUGGUCUCCUCCUUGGACAUGCUCGAGCGCUCUCUGUCACAAACAUCCGGCACAGAUGUAGCUGUCGAGGACCGACAUAGUGUUGCCGGCAGUGGAAGAAGAAGUGGAGGCAGCAGCGAAUGUCCCAGACAGCAGCAGCAGCAGGAGCAGCAGCAGCAGCAUCCUUCCCAUCAUCAGUCGCAACAGAGUCGCCAGUCGCAGCAACACUCAGCAUCUGAACUCCACUCCUUCCUUUCCGAGCCUGAUAUAAACCUGGCCACGCGAUCACACAUGCACCACUUGUCACAGCAUCACCCACAACAGCAGCAGCAGCAGCCUUCCCCAUCAACGCAACAUCAACAAACCCACUCUCAUCACCCUCACUCCCAAUCACACCCUCAACAGCAGCCCCCACUGGCUCACCACAUACCUCAACCCUCCGCCUCGUCCCACUCCCAACCUCAGCCAGACACACAGCUUACUCCUCAGCAAAGCCAGCUGGACCAACAGCGCUCAGAGCAGCACCAGUUCGACACAGUCAACCCAGUAGAAAAGGCAGACCAGAAUCAACAAAAUAACCGCUUUGUGCCCCUGACCUCUAUCUGCUUUCCAGAUUCUCUACUUCAGGAUGAGGACCGCUCUUUCUUCCCGGGAAUGGAAGACAUGUUUUGCACAGAGGACUAUAAGUCCAGCUGUGCUGGAGGUGCAGGACCAGGACAGGGGGCGAUGAAUGAAAGCCACACUGGGCAAGAAGGAAUGGACACCUUGAAAGCUGGACAGAGUGCAAGUGGUGCUGGGGAAACUGCUGGAGAUACCUAUGACAUAAUGGGUCACCACACUGCGGACCAGGCUUAUGAACCAUACUGUCACGGUUUGGAAGAACCCAGCAACAACACCAUGACUCUGGAUCUUGACUCUCUGAAAACACACGAACUCCCUUCCACUGUUAACACUGAACAACUGGGAUUGAUACAGUCUCAGGGUUCGGGUAUGGGUAUGAGCUCAAAUUCUGCUCCUAAUAGCUCUGGAGCUAAGAUGUCUUCUGUGCCUGGAGUAGCUAACAUAGGACCUGGGUCUGGAGGCCUGCAGUCUCCUAUUUUUUGCUCAUCUCGCCCUAAAAAGCUCCUCAAAUCUAGCUCUUUCCACUUGUUAAAAGAACGCCGGGAUCCGAACACACUGCCGAAGAAAAGUUACGCUCAAGAGUACGAGUUUGAAGAUGAUGAGGAUAAAGCCGACCAGCCUGCAGAUAUCAGGUUAAACAGUCGAAGGCUUCCAGAUCUGUUACCUGACUUGGUGUCCAGCUGCAGGAAAGGGGGAGGAAGUGGUUCUCUCAGCCCUUUAAUGGGUGAUAUUGAUUUUUACCACUCAUCAGGUUACUCUUCUCUCGGUUCACACUCUCUCAUGCCACAGGAAGGACCAAAGAAGAGAGGCCGAAAGCCGACAAGACCUAAGAGAGAGGGUCCUCCAAGGCCAAGAGGGCGGCCUCGCAUUCGCCCAAUGCCUGAGCCAUACACUCCAAGAGGAAUGAUGGGGGAGUUAGGUGGAACAACAGUGGGAGGAGGGUUCAGCGUAGAAGGCCGAGGUAGGGGCAGGGGUCGCGGAAGCCGUGGUAGAGGAGGAAGACGGGAGGAUAUGUAUAUGGAAUUAAAAGAGCAAGAUCAGUUGCAUCAUCACCUGCAACAGCAGCAGCAGCAGACAAAGAAGCUCCAACAUCAGUCAGAACAGCAACAGGAGCCUAUUCCACCGCUGAAGAUCAAAUUACCCAUUGGAACCCUGUCGUCCUCGGACGCUUUGCUGCGGACAGACUCAUUGUCUGGCACAGAUCCUGCCCUGUCAGAUGGCUCUGUGGGCUCUGCCCCCUCACUUGGUCUUAGCCCUGGACCCCCAUGCAGCGCAGACAGUACCAGAAACCGGGACAAGAACAAGGAGAAAAGCCAGAUGAUGGGUGAAGAAGUUGAUGAAGGGCUGGAGGAAAAGGGGAAUGAGAAGGGCUCUGAGUCCAAAGCUGGUUUUGUGGCUUCAUUCCUAGACUUUUUGAAGACCGGGAAGAGACCUCCAGACUUAGACAUUUCUCCAGAAAUGGAAACCGACAAUGGCGAAGACUCGCCUUGUAAACCAGGAGCUUUACGCCCGCUUUCCCCUGCUCCACCUCCUCCGCCACCUCCACCUCAGUUUGGAGAUGGUGAUGGCAAUAGCGGUCUCGCCCUAGGCAACUGCUCAAGCCCCAAGCGCUUGGAAGACGAGUUGAAGAGAAACCUGGAGACAUUACCAUCGUUCUCCUCUGACGAGGAAGACUCGGUGGGAAAGAACCAGGACCUCCAGAAAAGCAUCUCCUCGGCUAUUUCAGCUCUGUACGACACUCCUCAUCUAACCUCCAACAUGCAAACUCCUCUCCCUCCUCCUACUCUCCAACCUCAACCUCAGCCGCAACCUUCCCAGUCACCCCUUAUUCCUGCUCUGCAGCCCCCAACACUAAGCCACCAGUCCAGCAUGCACACUCCACACGCUCAGAACCAGUCGAAUGAACCCAGUGUUCUCCAGCCAGAAGACAUCGAAGUCGAGGGCAAUGAGGAGGAAGAGGAGGAGGAGGAGGAAGAGGUGGAAGAAGAAGAGGAGGAGAAGGAAGAAAAAGAACUAAGCCCAGGUCGGAACAAAGAGAAUUAUAUGACAGAAAAGAUGCAGCAGCCUCAGCUAGAAACACUCUCUACACCUAAACUAGAUGAUCCACUCCAUGAACCCUCCCCAGCACUGACAACUCCCCAACCUCCCUCUGAACCCCAGUCCCCCGUGUCUUCGUCUUCUCCUUCCCACUCCCCACUUCCUCCUCUCCCAAUUUCCUCACCGAUGCCUCCCGCAGUGGAUCAAGAGAAAAAUUCACUCCCCCAAAGCCCUGUUGCUUCUUCGUCUCCAUCGCCUCCCCCGCCUGCUAAUCUUCCUCAGCCAGCCACACCACCUCCAGCCUCACCUCCUCCUCCUCCUCCACCUGCAUCUCAGAAGGAGUCUCCUACACCCUCACCAGAGUCUGCCACCUCCCCAGAAGAACCACCGGCUCCAAAAAUCACCUCUCUGCACCUUGCUCAAAAGCAAGAAGAUGCUGCUAUUGUUGGAGAGAGUGAGGAGGACGACAGUGAGAGCGGAGGAGAGGGAAUCUUCAGAGAAAGGGAUGAGUUUGUGGUUCGAGUGGAAGACAUACAAACUCUCAAGCUGGCCCUGCAGACCGGUCGUGAGCCUCCUCCCAUUUGGCGUGUGCAAAAAGCCCUGUUACAAAAGUUCAGCCCAGAGAUCAAAGACGGGCAGAGGCAGUUUUGUGCCACAAGCAAUUAUCUUGGAUACUUUGGAGAUGCAAAGAAGAGGUACCAGCGAAUCUACGUAAAGUUUUUGGAGAACGUAAACAAAAAGGACUAUGUCAGAGUCUGUGCUCGGAGACCUUGGCGAAGAGUUGCCCCUGCUCACAGACGCCAGUCCCUUCCCAGAAUGGCAUCCCCAUCUGCAACCCAGGUGCCAGCUAGAACUGCAGACAAGGAGGAGAAAGCAGCUCCUGUAGUCCAGCGAGAACUGAGGGAGAAAUUAAGAAUAGCAAACACAGCAGCAGCGAAGGAGCAGUGUGAGAAAAGGGAAGCUCCAGCUUCGAUUGCCAAAACUAAAGAGAGGGAGCAGGAGAAAGAGAAGCAGGUUGAGCAACCCCUGCAGGAGAAAUCGGAAAAGCGCACCACAGCAGCAGAGCGAGGUAGAUCAAAGGGGGAGAAGAAAGCAGUGGAGAGGAAAGAGAAAGAAAAGCCUGUUCGCCCACCCAAGUCCAGGCCAGCAAAAGUGAAGGCAGAGCCGCCUCCUAAAAAGAGAAAGAAAUGGCUGAAGGAAGUACCUUCAUCAUCAGACUCGGAAUCUUCAGACGAGGCUGCAAGUGAGAAUGAAAUGCCGGUCAAGGGAGGAGUAAACAACCGUGCCAUGAGGGAGAUGUUCAGAAGCUAUGUAGAAAUGUUGGUCAGCACAGCCCUGGAUCCUGACAUGAUCCAAGCUCUGGAGGACACUGAUGAUGAACUGUACCUGCCACCAAUGAGGAAGAUUGAUGGCAUUCUCAGCGAACAGAAGAGAAGGCUGCUUAAAAGAGUCGGCAUGAGCUCUCAGCACCAGGUAAUUUGUACGCAAAAAGGAAGACAAAAACAAGAGAGAAAAUUGAGCAUUUUACAGACUCAAAGGGUGCACUUACCGUAUUUUUCCGCACUAGACCUUAAGCUAUCAGCGGAGUCUUAUCGGAUCUACAGUCUCUACCACUCCCUCCACCACUAUAAAUACCACACCUUCUUACAGUGCAAGAAAGAGACUAACUCCAUUGAGCAGGCAGCUGAAGACCCCGGCCAAGAGGAAGUGGUGCAGCAGUGCAUGGCCAACCAGAGUUGGCUGGACAGUCUCUUUAACUCCUUCAUUGAGCUGCUCACUCUCAGCACCAAAGCGUGAGCCACGUCAAGAAAAAGACUUCAGAGAGAGAAGCAAAAGAAGAAAUGAAAGAAAAAGAAAUGAAUCCCAUUGUAUAGUCCCAAGACCCUACUAUGUCUAAUACGGUUUUUUUUUUUGGCCCUUGAUGAACAAAGGAUGUCUACGUGACCUCCGACAUUAGCUGGUAUUUUUUUCUCGUUGUUACUGGGAACCCGGAAAACGGAUUAACUAUGUGAUGCAAGUUUUCCGGAAAAAAAAAAGAGAAGGAGCCAUAUUACCAAGUUCAAAAGCGGAUGAGGAACUGCUGAUGUAUCAUGUUAACUGUGUCAUAAAAAAAAAACAAACAAAAAAAAACAGUUUCAGCGAAGAAAAACAAGACUGCUUUGUUUUUACAUAAAUUAUUUUUUUGAAAAGACUAACAUCAGCUGUUGGCUUUUAAAAACGAGCGAACAAAGGCGAGAAUGCUUCCCAGCCUGUGCGCAGAGUGGAGACGUAAGCUGCACAAACGCGGAUUAAUCACGAGAUCCAGUUGUGUAAGUGAACUCUCCAUCUUAUCCCGUGCUUUGUGAGCGGCAUUGGUGAACCGUGUUAUAAUAUAUUAACACAUUUUUAUUAUUUAUAUAAGGGGGGGUGGGGGUUUAACUAAACUCUCGAAAGCUCGGGUUGCUGCCUUGAUAUUUUAACAACCUCUUAAUUGUUCAGACGUUUAGUGUUCCAUCGCUACAACCCACAAUAUCUACAUGGUCCUGAUCUAUAUAGAAAAGAAGACACAGGAAAACACAGGGAUAUUGUAUCUAAUACAGAGGGCAUCAAAUACUAAAAAGUAAGUAAAGAGAAAAAAAAAGGGAAUAAUAAUAAGAUUUGAAACUAACAUUGUUGUUCUUCAGUUCAAUCAUCAUCCAUGCAGGUGCAACACACACACACACCUAACUAUACGUUUCUCAUGAGGGAAGCUGGAGUAUAAAUGAGUAAUAUUUUAAGCAGAAACAUUCAUUUCAUUUUUCUUUUCUUUUUUUAUGUUUGUGCAUACUGACUUACUUUAAAAAAAAUGAUCUAAUUUUCCACAAAAAAAAAAGGAAAACAAGUGUGUAAAUACUGUACAGUUCUUGAUGAAAGUCUUUGUUCUUCUGUACAUAAAUGCUCCUGUAUUUGAGAAACAAAUAAAAUCUGCAAAGAACA